AUGGGCGAGCGGCGGGACGAGGAGACCGGCGGGCCGGGCACGGGUUUUCAUCCAGAAUCGGAAGAGUCGAGUUCCCUUUUGCAGACAGCGGUUUCAGUGCUGCAGAGCUCCUACUUGGACUCCACAUCUCAGGACGGUUUUCAGUACAGCCAAGCAAUUCUGGUGGAAAAUGAUGUUUUCCUAAGUGAGCUCAAAGCUUUUGCCCAAGCAAAGGAAGCUGCCGGAUACAGCCAGGAGGAGCUGGAGGAGACCUUUGCAUUUCUCCUGUUUGAUAAUGAAGAAGAGGCAAAAGAGGUGUGUCAGACAGGCCUCCGUGUAAACAGCAGUUCUAUUUCCACGCUUGGUGACCCAGCAAAAGGGGUUUAUAUUUCCAAGUAUGCAGACUGUCUUCAUCCGAGACCCUGGUAUCAUGGAAAAUCAGGCUAUAUUGUCAUUUGUAAGCUAAUUAAGUAUUACGUGUAUGAAGUGUCUGAUGGCAGCACUGCCGAGCGGCCCAGGCAGAUCUGCCCAUACAUAGUGAUCACCUGCCAGUACAGGGAGCCGAAGGAAAUGCCCGUCUUAGCUAUAGAGAGCCUACCUGAGCUUAACCACAAAGCAUUGUACUGUCCAUGGAGGGGGCAGCUGUCCAUCCAGGGCCAGCUUGUAUGCAACAUCGCCCUGAGGACCCCAUACAGCUCCACGAUUCCAGCCCAGCUGCCUCCCAACUUGGACAUUAACCAUGUCAUGGGUUUGUCCGACUUGAAGAAAAAGCUACCAGAAGCUGCAUUUGGAAAAAGGAAUUACAUUGAGAAUGAAGUCUGUUUUCAGGGUGUUUACUUCAGUCUAUAUGAAGUAGAAAUAUCAAAUAAGGAUCAAUAUAAAAUGGAUCAGUUAGUAGAAAAUCUAAAGGAAAAGGACUUGGCAAUCAUCAAAUAUUUACAAGAUCAAGGAGUCCUUAUCCUCCUCACGUCCUCUGCAUUGGCACGAGAUGAUGGGUUCGACCCUAAGGAGCCUGUCAGCCUCCUGGCCCUGUUUCUGUUCGCCUCGUCCCGGUCGGUGUGCCUGAGAGCAGUUGAAAAGCACGAUCCAAAAGAUGAAAGGGAAGAUAGUGACGAUAGUGACAUCUCAUUAAAAAUAGCCUCAGUUUUGCCUGGACUUCGCUAUGCCUUACAGAAAGCCACCCAUUCUUCAUGGGGGGACACAGUCAGUACCAGCGUACGUAUCAAACAGCACUUCCAGGAAUACACAAAGCUUGAUCAAAAUCCACAGCCCACCUCUGGCCAAACCAGUGAAGUUCCCCUUUCUUCUCUCCUCUCACCAACCAAGGAUGAAUGUAGCAAUCCCUUCAAAAAACACCCGGAGCAGUCCUUCUCCCAGCUGCAGCAUUACCUCUCCAAUCCCAGCAGCUAUACUCUGGAAAUGUCGGCUGCCUUAGGAUGUUUGACUGGUGCUGUUCAGUCUCUUUGCUGCAAUUUAGAGGCUGAUCGUAAAGUGGACUUCUCUUCAGCUGUGCCACCGGACCCUAUUCCUCCCAACACAGCAGCGGAAAUAAAAGUCAAAAGUGAAAACCCAAAGCCCACUGUGGGGCUGGACGAGAGUAGUGAAGCACCUACAAAAGACGUCAACUCGGCCAGCAAGCUAUGGGUGCAGCAGAGCAGGAGGAAGUCCAGCCGAGCCGUUGUGACCAGCACCAGGAAGAAAUGGUCACCCCUCAAGAUGCAAAUGCAUCCGAUGGGGGAGAGCGGCAGGAACAGGAAAGCAACCAAGAAGAAGAAAAUCAACAUCGCUUUCUCUUUUCCUAAAAAGCCAGGGCUCACAGCCAAUACCAACGAGCCCAUGCUUAAAUUAGCCAAUUUGCAGUUUCCACACAGAAGGAAAAGAGGUGCAGAGGUCCUGUCUGCAGAAUUUGUGCACAAAACACAGUUUGAACCUGUUCAGAAGGAAACUUCAGCUCCUGACGAUCCUGGCUUGGAAACAAAGAGACCAAAGACACUGAAGAACCCAGACAUGAAAAAGGUUCCUGUUGCUGAGACCAUCAUGAAGCCAGUGAAAAGCAAGAUGCUAAAAAGUGUGGCUAACAGCCCAUCAAAACCUCAAGCCAAAAAGCAAGCAGAAAGUGAGUGGAAGGAGCCAUUCUCUGUCCUCUCGAACGAAGUUUCUUCCCAAUGCCAUGGAGCGGAUAGCCAGACGAGUGAGAUUUACCCAGGCCGGGUUGCUGAUCCCAGUUUCAAUCUGAAGGGGAAUGACUAUGAGUCCCACGCCUUGAACUUGCUGGCUGAUCUGGCUCUGGGUUCUUGUGUUCCUUCGUUUAUCCCCAGGGACAGUGGGAUGAUCGCUGUGUCCUGUGGCCCCUCCAGCGACUCUGCAAAGGAGCAGCAGAGUCAUCGCAAGCAAAAAUCCUUGCGUGUUGCUUCUGACCACGAAUACCACAGGGUAGACAAGCUUGCAAAGGGAGCCACCUCUCCUAGCAAAGCAUCGCCAAACCAGAAGCUUCCUCCUGCUGAAAAAAUAGACUUAAAUGACUUGGCCUCUGUUCCCAGGGAGAAAAGCCCCGGGAUUUUCAGCAAGAAGAACAGUACGAGCCCCAGCCCUGCAAAACCCCAAGCAUUGCCUCCAAGAGAGACUCAAGAAGCUGCCGAGGUGAACAAGCACUCCUUCAUCUCUGCUGAGCACUCGUAUGCCUCGCAGAUGCCUGAGCACUCAAAGAAACACAUGUAUCCCAGAGGUGCCCCCUACCCUGGACCAGCACCCUCCAGAAACGGGACCAGGAACGCCCGAGCAGGACCCCUGGUUGGGAAAGUCCUGCCUUUCCGCCACCAGCAGAACAGCACCCACCACCAGCGGCCCUUCGAGGCUGUGGCAAUGAGGCGCAGGAGCAGCCUGCUCCCCACUAGGCUGAAGGAGGACUUCGCCAAGUCCCACGCAGUGAACAUCUGCGGCAAGUCCAUGAAGGUGACAUGCCAUUGGGAGGCAGAGUAUCUCUUCAAUUUGGACAGCAGGUACACCAACGAUGCCCUGGAGAAAACAGUCAUCCGCGCCCUGCACGGGCCCUGGGACCCUGAUCUGCCAGACGACGUGGAAGAGAUGAAGCUGAUACUUCAUAUGUGGGUGGCUCUCUUCUACAGCAAACCCAGCAAACUCCUGAGCAGCACGAGGAAGGUGGUGGAGCACAGCAACCCCGAGAAGUACGUCUCAAUAAACAGCACUGGGGACUUUCUUGAGCUGAGUGAUGAUGGUGAGGAUUGUUUUGGGUUGGAGACGUGCCCUGCAGACUCUCGGUCAGAUGCUGACCAGACUCCCAGCAGCUCUCUGGAUCACAGCACACACUGCCAGGGACCUUUCCGCCCAGAGGAGAGCCCUGCAGACUCUCAGACUGAUGCUGAUGGGACUCCUGGUGUUGUCAAUAGUACAGUAUCAUCUUCUUCAGGGGAGCUGCCCUGUGGGGAGGAGGAGCCUUCCUCCACAAGCUGUCCUGAGAGCCUUUCCUUUGCUGAACAUGCUGAUGAGAGCCUGGCUGUGAAAGAUGGGCAGACGGCGAUCAUUCCUGAGGAGUGUGUGCACGACGUCUCAACCGUCACUGCGGAGGAGCCACCCAAGGAGGGACUGCCAGACCCUACAAUCACCCCCAGCCCUUCUGAUGAGCUUGGCGAUGCCAGCACGCUCCCAGCUGCGCUGGGCAGGGAAAACCCAUGCAGCCAAGCCCCGAAUUCCAGUACAGCUCCCUGGAGUGAUGCACUGAGUGUGCUGUGUGGACGUGGAGAGCAGCAAGAGAGCGGGUGGGCAGCAGGGUCAGGGAGUGGCCCUGGCCCUCCGGAGGAAAAGGAGAACAUGGGAGACACUGGGCACUGUACAAAUGUUGUGGACGGCAGCUGGGCCACCAGCGACGGACCGCAAUGUGCCUGUGAUUUGAUGACCUUAGAAGCGCGUCCCAAAAAUGCAAAGCCUGAUGGAGCCAGUGGGGAAGGGAGGGAAUUACAAGACCCCUUCGGACAUCCAGAGGAAGAGGUGGAGGAGGGAGAAAAAAAGAAAGAGGACUCUGAAUAUGAAAGCACAGUCCUGGGGCCUGUUGAUUUAGCAUUUUCUGAAAGCAGUGAUGCCGACAUGGAGCAUGAACGCAGUGAGCAGAAGCCAGUGAAUUCGGCAUGUCUGAAGGACUUUGGCAUUCCUGGAGAGGGCCUUGUGCCCAGCCCUGCUGCCUUAGCUUCCCCCUGCCCAGGCAGAUCAACGCCAGUGCUGUCAGAUGGGACUGGGACUGAGACUGACCCUCAAGGGUUUCCUGGUGAGACAGCACCAAGCCUGGACAUGCUGCAAGAGCCCUGGGAAGCUCUGGCCACCCCAGAUGCAGAGACAAACUGUGUUGGUUUGGCUCACGCAGGCAGUCCAGCUGAUGUGGGGUCGUCCCGUGACAGCGGGUUGAUGCUGCCAUUACCAUCUGACCUGAGCCUUGUCUGUGGGACACAGCCAGACAGUAUUACAGGCUACGUGGGACCUGCUGGAGAGAUGCUCGGGGAUGGCUUGGAGCAGAAAGACAAGGAUCGUGCGCCCUCUGCAGAAAUGCAAGUGCCUGCUGUGAGCAGAGCUGCCAGCACAGCUGGCCUCGAGUCGCUGAGUGGCCGGGGACUGUCACUAACCUUGUCCCCUGACUCCAGCUCUGUCUGCCUGACAUCUCUUGAUGGAGCAACAGAUCUUGGGGCUGCUCCAGAGGACCAGGAGGCCAUGGCAAGCAUCCAGUCUCCAUCGCGGAGCGACCUAGGAGGGAGCAGCUGCCUUUCCCAAAGGUGUGGAGGCGACAUUUAUGCCGACCUCACUUCGCUGAGUACUGGUGAAUCAAACCAAGAAGGGAACAAGGUUUUGGUGGAAGAAAAGCAUAGCAGCCGUCCUGUCAACCACACAGAUGUGCUGGAUGAGUCCUCAGGAGCAAGUGAUGGCCAGGGCUUCGCCUUCAACUGUACAGCCUUAGCAGGUGACUCUGAAGCUGAGGAGAGCGAUGAUGUGUGCCUCAGUGCAGCGAAGUCCCCUGGGAGCGAUGAAAUGAACACAGGGAUGAUGGCUAACACACUGCAGGAACCAGAGACCUCUCUUCAUGACAUGCUGGAAUCAGAGCCCUCCUCCUCAGUGCGAGAGGGGAUGUCUGCCGUGAAGGAGCACGCCAGGCAGCAGCAGAGCUCCCCAAAUGGGCUGUCCCCACCUAUCCGCGCAGGCUCAGCUCCUGCUUCUCCCCCCCAGCAGGACCCUCUCCCCUGUGGCGGAGACACAGAUGCCCACUACCACUUGUUAGAGCAAACCGAUCAGGGGCCUGUCCUGUGCCAACACGGGAAGCCCUGCAAGCAAGUAGGUGCUGCAGAGGUGAGUGUGGCUGCCGAGAGCCUGAACGGCUCCGUAAAGCCCAGAUGUGCAGAAGAGGUGAAAAAAGACACGAGUCUGUGCCAUGCAGAGCUGGCUGAGAGCUCCCCCACGGAUGUGCUUGUGGGAGGUGACCCGGGAUCGAUGCCUCCUUCUCCUCCACAUGGUCACAAGGCAGGUCUGCAAAGCGCUGAGCCUGACUUGGUCCUCAGUGUACACCCCAAGGUGCUCUCUCCUGGCAUGAAUCUGGCUCCAGACGGUGCCCCAUGGUCCUGCUGCAUGGGCACCUGCCCCAGGUGUGCCAGCCCUGGGGUCCAAGCAGCGGAUGCGGUAGGGAGCCACGAGAAGGAACCCAUCCUGUCUGAGGAUUCAGAAGGAGGAAGCAGCGUCACUCCUGCCAGUCCUGCCUCUUUUUCAGCAGGGGAGUUGCUCGUGCCACUGUGCAAGCCCCAGUCUGUGUGCAACCAGGGCAAGCACGAGGCUGAGGGAUCUGACGUGUUUGCUGAUCUCCACCAUGCCAGCAUGGAGGUGGGAGAGGAAGAAAUCCCCACUCUCCCCUUCCCAAUGUUGCCGUUACAUGCGCACAGGGGGCUCUCUGGAGAAAGCCGGGAGCUUAGUGAUGCUGAGGACAUUUCAGACAUGUUCCCGAGGGCAAAGCAGAUCCUCAGCAAAGACAGACACGUGGGCUUGACCUUUGAAGGUCUGUUUGAGACUUCCUCUGGCGACUCAGACCAGGAGUAUUUUGGGGGGACUUCACGGUCCCUGCGUACAGCCGGGGAUUCCAACAGCACGAGAUCCGUGGAUGCUGCAGGCACAAGGACUAACUGCGACUCCUCCUCCGUGAGCUCAGUGCACGCGGAGGGGUGCAGUGAGGACUGGGGCUCGCUGGGCGCGGAGGGGAGCUGCUUGCGGGCUGAGCGCAGCUGGCCGAUCGGCCUGGGGGAAACCAGCAGCGGGCACAUUCCACUUUAUGUCAAUAUUAGGGACAGCCAGGGAGUCGCAAAGGACUACCGGAACUUUGUGGUGACCAAAAAGCGCCAGGAGAGGAUGGGAAAUUUGCAGCCUUCGAAGAGGUGCAGCCACUGUGCGGGGCAGUCUCAUUUGUUAAGGUCACUGAUGGGGACUUGGAGGGGUUUUGAGGAAAUCACCCAGCACACUUUGGACAUGGAGUGUCUCCGUUUCCAUUAUAAGCUAAAACAAAUCCUAAGGAGUGGGAAACCACUCUUUUCUACCUCCAAAAGCAUCUUUCCAAAAGAUUUUUCUCCCCAGGUGAUGUCUGAGACAUUGCCUGUGCGAGAAGCUCCCAUCCCACUCUCCCCGAGAAGCAGGAGCCCUUUGCAGGUGACGAUCCUGCCCUCGGACACGUGGCCGGGCAGGCUCGGCUGGCACCGGCAAAGCGGCUGGCAUGGGGACCUGUGUACACCGUGGCAGGACACCCUCUGCGAUGAGAGGAGCAGGGUGAGAUCCCGAACCGCAAGCCAGAACCGUGCGGCUCCCUUCCACCUCAGCAAGCUCAAAUAUGAUAAUAAGCUAAAGGAUUCACGGGGGGAUAUUGCCGUCAUCCUCGACGAGUAUGCCGAGUUCAACAGGGUGAUGCUGAGCAGGGCUGACGUGGGGAGCGAGGGUAGAGGGCCAGUCCCAGCGCACAGGGAGGCCGCGAGCAAGUGGAUGUGCACAUCCCUCCCCGGGAGGAUGACCGCCUUUGAGGAGAUGAUCACGGACCUGUGCAGCACGCUGCGUUUCCGCCUGCACAGCGUGGCCAAGGAGGCCUGUGGCCGUGCCGGCAUGUUCUACCUGGUGGAGACGGGCAAGGACCCUUUCUUUGCAAGAGUGAAGACCUUGCUGAAGAAAGACAGCUGCGUGGAGAUCGAACCUCUGAGCUUCUGCAAAGCGAAACAGCCGGACACCGACAGGCUGCUUGUUGUCAUCAGGAACGAGGACAUUUCCUCGCACAUCCACAACGUCCCGUGCUUGCUGAAGCUAAAGCACUGUCCGAACGUUGUGUUUGCCGGAGUGGACAGCCCUGAAGAUCUAACAGGUCGCACAUACCAGGAGCUGUUUCAUACCGGGGGCUUUGUGGUGUCAGACAAUGAGGUGUUGGAAACGGUAACACUAGGCCAACUGAAAGAGGUGGUGAAGGUGCUGGAGAAGCUGAACAGAAGCGGGAGGUGGAAGUGGCUUCUUCACUACAAGGAGAGCAAGAAGCUCAGAGAAGACGUCAGGGUGGAUGCUGACGCCCGCAAGAAGCACUUGAUCCUCAAAUCGUGCCAGGGAGCUGAUCUCAUCGAGGUGCUGCACUACCACACCUGCGACUCCGGGUCAUCCCCCAAAUCCGAGUACAUCAACUGCUUGUUAAACCUGCAGGUUCAGCACAUCAGCGCCAGGUUCGCUGUGUAUCUCACAGAAAAGCCCAGUGUCAGCAGGGAGGUCCUUGAAAGCAAAGGAAUUCUCGUGGCCGACGUCAACACCUUCCUUGGGACGGUGCAGAAAGCGGCUGCCCCGUUCAGAAGAAGCUACUGGUAA
Gavia stellata (red-throated loon) is the source of this 7845-nucleotide messenger RNA. It is a transcript of the gene TASOR2, whose product is annotated as transcription activation suppressor family member 2. Lineage: Eukaryota; Metazoa; Chordata; Aves; Gaviiformes; Gaviidae. Gene Ontology annotation, biological process: negative regulation of gene expression, epigenetic. The transcript is spliced from 22 exons. Bases 1 to 7845 code for a protein of 2614 amino acids. The record is from RefSeq and is a predicted model, not a curated record. Gene Ontology annotation, cellular component: nucleoplasm.